Molecule: messenger RNA, 2724 nt
Organism: Vidua macroura (Pin-tailed whydah)
Lineage: Eukaryota; Metazoa; Chordata; Aves; Passeriformes; Viduidae
Gene: SEC23B
Product: SEC23 homolog B, COPII coat complex component
Exons: 20
Coding region: 271-2574 (767 amino acids)
Biological process (GO): COPII-coated vesicle cargo loading; intracellular protein transport; COPII-coated vesicle budding
Cellular component (GO): COPII vesicle coat; endoplasmic reticulum exit site
Molecular function (GO): GTPase activator activity; zinc ion binding
Source: RefSeq, a predicted model, not a curated record
CGUUUAGCAGGGACGGCCCGUCCGCCGCCGUUGCAAGGCGGGACGUGCCGCCUUGAGCCGAGCCGAGCCCGUCCGCGCCCGCCAGGGCCGCCUCUCCUGCUUCUGAGGGCGCCGCGGCCUGCCCUCAGCCAAGGUGGCGGCCGCGCCUCGGCGGGCGGGGCGGCCCUGCCGCCGCCAUCUUGGCUGCGGGCAGCGCGCGCUGAGCUGGCCUUGCGGGGCGUGCCGGGAGGGAGCGGCGCCGGCGGCGCGGGCAGGAGCUUCUGCGGGGCCAUGGCGACGUACCUGGAGUUCAUCCAGCAGAACGAGGAGCGUGACGGCGUGCGCUUCAGCUGGAACGUGUGGCCCUCCAGCAGGCUGGAGGCCACAAGGAUGGUUGUGCCCCUGGCCUGCCUCCUGACCCCGCUGAAGGAGCGUCUGGACCUGCCCCCCGUGCAGUACGAACCAGUGCUUUGCAGCAGGCCGACCUGCAAAGCUGUGCUCAACCCACUCUGCCAAGUUGACUAUCGGGCCAAGCUUUGGGCUUGUAACUUCUGUUUCCAGAGAAACCAGUUUCCCCCAGCAUAUGCUGGCAUUUCUGAAGUCAAUCAGCCAGCAGAGCUUAUGCCUCAGUUUUCAACAAUUGAAUACAUAGUGCAGCGAGGUCCGCAGACGCCGUUGAUCUUCCUGUAUGUUGUGGACACAUGCUUGGAAGAGGAGGAUUUGCAGGCCCUGAAGGAGUCCCUGCAGAUGUCCCUGAGCCUGCUGCCUCCCGACGCCCUGGUGGGGCUCAUCACUUUUGGCCGGAUGGUCCAGGUUCACGAGCUGAGCUGUGAAGGGAUUUCCAAGAGCUACGUGUUCCGGGGCACCAAGGACCUGUCGGCCAAGCAGAUACAGGAUAUGCUUGGGCUUUCGAGGCCAGCUGUCCCCAUGCAACAGGGAAGACCUCUUCAAACUCCAGAGCAGCCUGUUAUUUCCAGCAGGUUCCUACAGCCCGUGCAUAAGAUUGACAUGAAUUUAACAGAUCUGCUUGGAGAGCUGCAGAGGGACCCAUGGCCAGUGCCCCAGGGAAAGAGACCCUUGCGUUCUACUGGAGUGGCUCUUUCCAUUGCAGUUGGCUUAUUGGAGGGCACGUUUCCAAACACAGGGGCCAGAAUAAUGCUGUUCACAGGCGGGCCACCAACACAAGGGCCAGGCAUGGUGGUGGGAGAUGAACUGAAAACACCCAUCCGUUCCUGGCAUGACAUAGAGAAGGACAAUGCAAGGUUCAUGAAGAAGGCCACCAAACACUACGAGACUCUGGCCAACCGCUCCGCGGCCAACGGGCACUGCAUCGACGUCUACGCCUGUGCCCUGGACCAGACAGGGCUGCUGGAGAUGAAGUGCUGUGCAAACCUCACUGGAGGACACAUGGUGAUGGGAGACUCCUUCAACACUUCUCUCUUCAAACAGACCUUCCAGAGGGUAUUUAGCAAAGGCUACAAUGGGGAAUUUCGGAUGGCUUUUGGUGCAAAUCUGGACGUGAAGACCUCCAGGGAGCUGAAAAUUGCAGGAGCCAUUGGACCAUGUAUAUCCCUGAAUGCUAAAGGACCAUGUGUCUCUGAAAAUGAGCUUGGAAUUGGAGGGACAUCUCAAUGGAAAAUCUGUAGUCUAGAUCCCAGUACAACUCUGGCCAUUUACUUUGAAGUGGUAAAUCAGCACAAUGCACCCAUCCCUCAGGGAGGCAGAGGGGCAGUGCAGUUUGUCACCCAGUAUCAGCACUCCAGCACGCAGAAGCGCAUUCGUGUCACCACCAUAGCCAGAAACUGGGCGGAUGCGCAGACUCAGCUGCAGCACAUCGAGGCCGCCUUUGACCAGGAGGCAGCUGCCGUGCUGAUGGCGCGGCUGGGAGUGUACAGGGCUGAGUCUGAGGAGGGACCUGAUGUUCUGCGUUGGCUGGACAGGCAGCUCAUCAGGCUGUGUCAGAAAUUUGGACAAUACAACAAAGAUGAUCCCAACUCCUUUAGGCUGUCAGAAUCAUUUUCUUUGUAUCCUCAGUUCAUCUUCCACCUGCGACGCUCCCCGUUCCUGCAGGUGUUCAAUAACAGUCCAGAUGAAUCCUCCUAUUACCGGCACCACUUUGCCAGGCAGGAUCUGACCCAGUCCCUCAUUAUGAUCCAGCCCAUCCUUUAUGCUUAUUCUUUCCAUGGGCCUCCUGAGCCAGUGCUUUUGGACAGCAGCAGUAUUCUUCCUGACAGAAUCCUACUGAUGGAUACUUUCUUCCAGAUAGUUAUCUACCUUGGUGAGACUAUUGCACAGUGGCAGAAAGCUGGAUACCAAGACAUGCCAGAAUAUGAAAACUUCAAGCACCUCCUGCAAGCCCCACUGGACGAUGCCCAGGAAAUCCUGCAGACCAGAUUCCCAAUGCCACGUUACAUCCACACUGAGCACGGGGGCAGUCAGGCCCGGUUCCUGCUGUCUAAAGUGAAUCCUUCUCAGACCCACAAUAACCUCUAUGCCUGGGGCCAGGAAUCUGGGGCUCCAAUCCUGACUGAUGAUGUGAGUCUCCAGGUAUUCAUGGACCACCUUAAAAAGCUGGCAGUUUCAAGUGCAUCGUGACUGAGCGGACUGAGCACCAGGAGCAGACCAUUUACAGGGAUUGUGGACCAGUGGAUUUACAUUUCCUUUUCUCUCUUUUAAACUAGGGAUUUUAACUGUUACACGAAAUAAACAUUCAGGGAGAGUUUUUUACUUCUCCCUUCUAAUUUA